AUGUUGAGAUCUUUUGCAUUGUGGGGGUCUCUUAGGCGGCGGGCUUAGGACGCGCAUAGCACCGGCUUACAGGCUUGAGCCACCAUUAUCAGCCACUAAACCAUCCCGCGAUCGGGACUACAGUCAGCGGGCUACAGGUGUUAAAGGGAAUUCAACCCCGACCCCGCGUCGGGUGCUGACGAGCACUUCAACACGUCAAGAUACCUAAUUUAUACACACAGAGGCAGGAUCUCAUCUUGGCUCACUGAAAAUGAGUUCACAACUUCAGAAAAGCAAAUUGGCCUUCAUUGGCGGCGGCAACAUGGCCGGCGCCAUCAUCGGCGGGCUUGCGGCGAAAGGCAUCGACAAGCAGAACAUCUAUGUAUCGGAGCCAUGGGAGGUCAACCGCAAGAAGAUGGCCGACACCGGGGUGCGCACCACCGAGUCCAACGUUGAGGCGUCGCAAGACGCAGACCUCCUCGUCCUCGCCGUCAAGCCACAGAUCACCAAGGGCGUGUGCAAAGAGCUUGCCGGCGCGUGGGCCCAGCGCUCGACUACGCCCUUGGUCAUCUGUAUUGCUGCCGGUAUCACACUGGCCAGCCUGAGGGAGUGGUUGAAGCUCGCUGACGGACGUGUGCCGCAUAUCAUCCGUGUCAUGCCGAACACGCCAGCUUUAGUGGGAGAGGGCGCCUCGGGUCUAUACGCCGACGCCAGCGUGACUUCGUCCGAGAAGGAGUUAGCCGAGGCACUUCUCUCCAGCGUCAGUAGAGCAGCUGAGUGGGUAGACCGUGAAGAGCUCAUAGAUGUGGUUACAGGGGUGUCUGGAUCUGGUCCUGCAUACUUCUUCGCUAUGGUUGAGCACCUGAUAGAGAGCGGAACGAAGCUGGGCCUCACCAAAGAGCAAGCCACCCGCCUAGCAAAGCAGACAUGCAUGGGCGCCGGGAAAAUGCUCAUCGAGUCGACCGACGAGCCGUCUCAGCUGCGAAAGAACGUGACAAGCCCCAAUGGCACCACCGCAGCCGCCCUCGAAAGCUUCGAGGCAUCCGGAUUCAAGGAUGUUGUAGACAAGGCGGUCAGGGCGUCGACGGAUCGAGCUAAAGAGCUUGGAGAGUCUCUGGGCAAGUCAUAAUCAUAAUUACUAAUUAGUCUUCAUUCAGCUUACGAAAGGUUAAUAAAGUGUGAAUCACCAUGUGCAACAAACAACAGCUAUGAGGUUAGGUUAAAUUUGCUAG
This is a messenger RNA of Xylaria bambusicola, 1211 nucleotides long. Its product is annotated as pyrroline-5-carboxylate reductase. The record is from RefSeq and is a predicted model, not a curated record. Lineage: Eukaryota; Fungi; Ascomycota; Sordariomycetes; Xylariales; Xylariaceae. Gene Ontology annotation, molecular function: pyrroline-5-carboxylate reductase activity. Bases 251 to 1108 code for a protein of 285 amino acids. The transcript is spliced from 3 exons. Gene Ontology annotation, biological process: L-proline biosynthetic process.